CGCAUCGAACUUAUCAACGUGGAUCAUGAGGCGGGUUAUCGGCGCUGGCGUCCUGCCGGUGAUGGCGCUGACGUGUGUGGUGGUGGUGGUGGUGGCUGGUGGGGUGCGUGGAGAGGGUGGUCAGGGCGAUGGGAACGGAAUCACGGGUGACAUGGAUAAGGGCAAGGCACCACAGCUUAACUUGGAGGUGGCGAAGAAGUGGAUCAAGUGGCCAGUUCCCGCAAAGCAGCGCUCCUUGGAGCAGAUGCAGGCAACACUGGACACAUUUCACAAGGAACGGCUCACGGACAUGUUCAAUGAGGACACCAUCGGCGAGAUUGAGGCCAUGCAACCAUCAGACUUGAUGACGGCCAUCAAUCAACACUUGGCCAGCGACGAGCAGCUGCGAGCAUAUGCAGAGCUGUAUGUGCUGUUCACCAAGUUCAACUCCCCUGAACUCCUUUCCAAUGCCGCUGUGCUCCUAGAACAGUUGCAUCAUCACGACGCAGCGCUGUUGUGGUACGAAAUCGGCCGUAAGAUGUUCCCUGCCAACGAGGCAUCAUUCUUGGAGAACAUGAAGAACACCAUCCAGCACUACGGCCGCAACCUCUUCUACACGGGGCAGUUUGAUCGUGCAAAGCGCGCUUUCAAGCAGCUCUUCAAACUCGUGCCAGAUUUCAAGACUGCGCGCUACAACUUUGCCAUCUUGCUCGAGAACACGGGCGAUGUCCCCGAGGCCGUGAACCAGCUCAAGAAGCUCCAGUCCACGGCAAAGACCAAGGAGGAGAAGCUGCUUGCGUCAUCGACCCUGUGCCGCGUCGCGCUUAGCAUGUGUCAGACAAAGGGCGCAGCCCUGCAAGCGGAAUCAUUUUCCACCCGCAAAACGUACUUUGGCAUCGCCAAGGACGCGUGCGCCGAAGCCUUCCAGCUGGCACCAGAGGACCCAACGCACUCGUACCACGACCCGGACAACGUUGAAUACGAGCACCAGCUCGCAGGCACUCUUGCCCGGUGUCAAGCGAGCAUUGUGGCGGUACCUUUUUCACGGUCGCGUCGACCUGUGCGAGGAUUCGCGUGUCGGCGGCCGUGUUGUCUGCUACAUGCCCUCGGCAUCAUGAUCUCGCCAAUGGCUCCAAACCACAAGAUCGCCAAGGAGCUGAUGGUGGAUGCAGUCGUGCGUGCACCCCAGACCAAACCCGCCCCCUCGCUCGUCAACAUGGGCCCCUGCUCCUCCGGGUCUGAUGCCUGGACGGUCGCCCUCGGUGCCGGCGCGUCCGCUGUCGCCGCAAAGAGCGACGUCAUCUUCCCGCCAACGGGGACUGUUGAGACGCGUGUUCAUGGCAACGCCCCCUUUGAUCUUCAAUUCCCAGAUAAAACCACUUACCAUGUCGUGUUCGCGCCGGCAGUCGUUGAAGGAACGGGCGCCGUCAUCACCAGCGCUUGCGAAGUCAUUGCCAUGCUCGACGCAAACACAAACUUGCCGGCCGAGUUUUCGCCAACACGGCGGCCAGUCGAGCACGUGCCUGGCCACACCCUCUACCUCCUCCACUCCAAGAUGUCAAACUACUACCACCUUGUCGCGGAGGUCCUGACAAGGCUCGCUGUUGCUGCGGAUACUGGGGUGACAGGCAGUGUUGAUCGUGUGUUGACACUGUCACAGGAGCAAGCCCCGUUGCUGCACGAUUUCGCUGCUCUUCUUGCCCAGUUCACAUCGUAUGACAUGAGCGCCUUCAGCGAUGAGGACCGCACACUCGAAUACGACGUCGCAAAGAAAUACGAGUUUUCAAACCUGCACGUCGUGUCGUGGUCGCACCCUGACGGUGUGCUCGCUGACGACAUCGACAUGUGGGACAGCUUCCUUCCAUCAAAGAGCGCCGCCCAUCUCCUCAAUCGUGUCAGUCGCGACAUUGUCUCGCGCGUGCGUGCAAGCGGCCAGUCCCCCGUGGGCGCUGCUCUCCACAGGGACGCGCACAGGCCCAAGGUCGUCUACUGCUCGCGAACUGGGAUCCGGUCUGUUGCAAACGAGGGCCUGUUGAUUGAUGAGAUGAAGGAACACGCCAGUCUCUUUGACUUUCAUGUGUUCUCCUCGCCACCGGACCCGCUGCUGAUGCCCGGCUCCAGCGUGCGCAACCGCCUCCUCUACCAGAUGGAUCUCUUCAACGACGCCGACAUCAUCAUCGGGCCACACGGUGCUGGGCUUGCCAACGCCAUGUUUAUGAAGCGUGGGAGUACGUUGGUUGAGUUUAUCAUGGAUCCCCACGGCAACCGAUGCUUUGGCUAUCUCGCCGCAGCCCUUGACCACACAUACUACGCCGUGAACGAGGUGACCUCGACGUACUUUGGGUCGUACACCAUGACGGAGGAGGCUGCCCACACCAUCACACAGCGUGUAGUCUCCAUUGUCAAGGAACAGCAACAACACCACGACGAGCUGUAGCAGCACGCCAAGCAAAGCAAGCCUGCGAGCAGAGCAAGCAACUGUGGCUCACUCUGUUCGAGUUUUCAAUGAAAACGUUCACCAAUA
Salpingoeca rosetta is the source of this 2503-nucleotide messenger RNA. RefSeq lists its product as uncharacterized. The record is from RefSeq and is a predicted model, not a curated record. Gene Ontology annotation, molecular function: protein binding; glycosyltransferase activity. The transcript is spliced from 21 exons. Bases 26 to 2416 code for a protein of 796 amino acids. Lineage: Eukaryota; Choanoflagellata; Craspedida; Salpingoecidae.